CUCCCAGACCCCGUUGAAAGCGGUCCGCUGAGGCCCAACCCAUCUUCCCAUUAUCUCCGCUCCCCUUUCAUUCCUCGUUCCCCCAUCUGCCCCCAAACCCUUGCUAAACAUCCUCAAAGUGUCGGAGAAUCUAAACAGAGGAAGCAAAAUGGCUGCUGCUGAGCUCUCCAUCGUAAAACCCAUCAAUCCCACGACCAAAUUCGGCAGACCCACCUCCAAAUUUGACACCUUGAGGCCACACUCUCCCUUCUACUUCAGAGUCUUAGCCACGUCUCAGCCUACCACCACCACCACCACUACAAAGCCAAGGCCAAAGAAAUCUGGGAAGACUGCAAUCAAGGAGACGCUCCUCACACCGAGAUUUUACACCACAGACUUUGAUGAGAUGGAGCGGCUGUUCAACGCUGAGAUCAACAAGAACCUGAACCAGUCGGAGUUCGAGGCGCUGCUGAAUGAGUUCAAGACUGACUACAAUCAGACGCAUUUUGUUCGAAACCCAGAAUUCAAAGAAGCUGCUGAUAAGAUUGAAGGGCCUCUCAGGCAGAUCUUUGUGGAGUUCUUGGAGCGCUCCUGCACCGCUGAAUUCUCCGGGUUUCUGCUUUACAAGGAGCUCGGGCGAAGGCUUAAGAAAACCAAUCCUGUGGUGGCUGAAAUCUUUUCCCUCAUGUCUAGGGAUGAAGCCAGGCAUGCCGGGUUUCUGAACAAGGGCCUCUCUGACUUCAACCUGGCAUUGGAUUUGGGCUUCCUGACAAAGGCUAGGAAGUACACAUUUUUCAAGCCAAAGUUUAUCUUCUAUGCUACAUAUUUAUCCGAAAAGAUUGGAUACUGGAGGUAUAUUACCAUAUACAGGCAUCUGAAGGCGAAUCCUCAGUUUCAAGUAUAUCCGAUCUUCAAGUACUUUGAGAAUUGGUGUCAGGAUGAGAACAGGCAUGGUGAUUUCUUCUCUGCCUUAAUGAAAGCCCAACCACAAUUCCUCAAUGACUGGAAGGCCAAGUUGUGGGCUCGGUUCUUCUGCCUCUCGGUCUAUGUGACAAUGUACUUAAAUGACUGCCAACGUACUGCAUUUUAUGAGGGCAUUGGUCUCAACACCAAAGAAUUCGACAUGCAUGUGAUCAUUGAGUUUUCUUUUCUAGACCAACCGAACAACAGCAAGGAUUUUCCCGGCUGUUUUGGAUGUAGAGAACCCUGAAUUUAGAAGGAAGUUGGAUAGAAUGGUUGAGAUCAACCAGAAGCUGAUUGCCACCGGGGAAAGCCAGGACAUGCCUCUUGUGAAGAACUUGAAGAGGAUUCCUCUCAUUGCAGCUUUAGUGUCCGAGCUACUGGCUGCCUAUCUCAUGCCUCCUAUUGACUCUGGAUCUGUUGAGUUUGCUGAUUUCGAGCCACAGCUUGUCUACUGAUUUUGUAGAAGACCUAUCUGUGGUUGCAUAGUUUGAUGAAGUAUUCCUACCGAAGUAUCCUUGUAUGAAAUGGAGGCAGCAAUUAACAUGAUGAGUUUGCUUUGCUACUUAUCAUAAAGUGCAAUUGAUUUCAUUUUAUACUGCAAUAUAAAUCCAUUACUACA
Molecule: messenger RNA, 1561 nt
Organism: Elaeis guineensis (African oil palm)
Lineage: Eukaryota; Viridiplantae; Streptophyta; Magnoliopsida; Arecales; Arecaceae
Product: magnesium-protoporphyrin IX monomethyl ester [oxidative] cyclase, chloroplastic
Biological process (GO): photosynthesis; chlorophyll biosynthetic process
Cellular component (GO): chloroplast thylakoid membrane
Molecular function (GO): metal ion binding; magnesium-protoporphyrin IX monomethyl ester (oxidative) cyclase activity
Source: RefSeq, a predicted model, not a curated record